This is a messenger RNA of Dryobates pubescens (Downy woodpecker), 2312 nucleotides long. RefSeq names its product glycerate kinase (gene GLYCTK). Bases 319 to 1839 code for a protein of 506 amino acids. Gene Ontology annotation, biological process: protein phosphorylation. Gene Ontology annotation, cellular component: cytoplasm. The record is from RefSeq and is a predicted model, not a curated record. The transcript has 5 exons. NCBI's taxonomy places the organism in Eukaryota, Metazoa, Chordata, Aves, Piciformes, Picidae. Gene Ontology annotation, molecular function: glycerate kinase activity.
CUGAGUUCAGAGUGCAGAAAACAGAUUACAUGCCUGCUAUUGUGGUGAAAUGCUUUCCAGAGCAAGCAUUAGCAGUAUGUACACAGUGCCAGAUGAAUUAAGCUGGCACUUCUGUUUGCAGCUCCGGUAGGAGAGGAUUGCUUUUCAACACCUCGCGUCUGCUGUGCCGUGUCUGGAGUCGGAGCUGAGUGGAGCUGCCGGGAGGACACAUGUGACAGGAGCCACGGGUGCAGGGUGGAGGGUGCUGGCUGCCCCAGCUGUCAAGGCCUUGCCUGUGUUGGCAGUGUGUACAAUCCCACACCACCGAGCAGACUCAGCAUGUCCCUCCGCGAGCACGCACUGGCCCUCUUCCGCAGCGCAGUGGGCACUGUCCGGCCAGCCCCGAUGCUCAAGAGGGCUGUGAAGCUCCAGGGAGAUGGGGGGCCCCAGCUGCUGGUGAAAGAACAGGCCUUCCCAGUGAAGAGGAACCUGUACCUGGUGGGUUUUGGCAAAGCUGUGCUGGGGAUGGCUGCAGCAGCAGAAGAGAUCCUGGGAGACCAUCUGAUCCAGGGGAUCAUCAAUGUGCCCCUCGGCAUCCAGGAGAGCCUUCAGCAAGCAGGAAUGCAGGAGAUGCUCCUGAAGCCACACAGCAAAAUCCAGGUGAUCGAAGGUGCCAAGAACAACCUCCCCGACCCAGAGGCUUUGAAGGGAGCAACAGCCAUCCAGCAGCUGGCUGAGGGCCUGACUGCCGAUGACCUGCUCCUGGUGCUCAUCUCAGGGGGUGGAUCUGCCCUACUGCCUGCUCCCAUCCCUCCCAUCCUGCUUGAAGAGAAGGAGAAGCUCACAAAGAUGCUGGCUUCCCGAGGAGCUGCCAUACAGGAGCUGAACACUGUCCGGAAGACUCUGUCCUUGCUGAAGGGUGGAGGGCUGGCCCGGCUCGCGUAUCCUGCGCAGGUGGUAAGCCUCAUCCUUUCCGACGUGAUUGGUGACCCCUUGGACAUCAUAGCAAGUGGGCCCACUGCUGCCAGCUCCCACAGCAUCCAAGACUGCUUGCAGAUACUCACCAAAUACAACCUGCUGCACAGCCUGCCCAAGUCAGUGGAAACAGUCCUGUCCAGGUCUCCCACCAAGCCCACUGCUCCAGAAGACUACUCCCACGUUUGCAACGUCCUCAUCGGAUCGAACAGGCUGGCGUUAGAGGAGGCCAAACGCCAGGCUGAGGGCCUGGGCUACACAGCUGUGAUUCUGAGCGCAGCAGUCCAGGGGGAGGUCAGCCAGGUCGCCAUGCUGUACUGCCAGCUGAUCCAGCUGCUGCACCUCGGCUUCACUGGCCUCGGAGAAGGGCCCCUGAGCGAUGGGGUCAGGGGCAACCUCCUGCAGCUGGCGGCAGAGCUAGAGAUCCCUGCUUUGGACCUUGCUGAGUUCCUGCAGGCCCUGCGAGGCUUAGGGCCCAAAAGACCGCUCUGCAUCCUGGCUGGUGGAGAAACCACGGUGCAGCUUCAAGGAACUGGCAAGGGAGGGAGGAACCAGGAGCUGGCCCUGCGUGUGGCACUGGGGCUGCACAGGGCACAGGACAUGGAGACCAGCUGCCCCCCGGGGAGCUGUGAGAUCAUCUUUCUUAGUGGGGGAACAGAUGGGCAAGAUGGGCCAACGGAGGCAGCAGGAGCCUUCUGCAGCCCAGAGCUGGUGGGUGAGGCACUGCAGGAGGGCCUCGAUGUGGAGGCCUUUCUCAGCAACAAUGACUCCUAUACAUUCUUCAGCCAGUUCCAAGAUGGGCAUCACCUCCUGGUGACAGGCUUGACUGGCACCAAUGUCAUGGACAUCCAGGCUAUUUUAAUUAGAGCCACAGAGAGAUCAUGAGAGCUCCCUCUGCAGAUACCCAGAUGCAUUUAAUAGGACCAGGGAUAAAUGAAAGCAUCAAUACUGCAGGCAAAUGUAACCUACUCACAUUAAGAGACUGGGGUUCUAGUAUCUUUGACAGAAAGAAUCCACUAAUGAGACACGAGUGGAUAUCCACAGCAAAAGCAAGCACAUGUAACUGAUCAGAGGAAGGUAGGAGGUCACAUUACAGACACAGAGGCCAGAUUUAACAUUUCUGCUGAGAGCUGCCACUCUUGUGACUGUUUCAACUACAGUUAAAAGACCUCAGGGAAACCUGAGGAGACACAGAGACCCGAAGCCCAGCAUGAUGCACACCUAGCAGUGCAGCUAAGGAGCACAUUGGCCAAGAGAUACAUUUGAUACUGGACACAUGACAGAAAGGCAGUGCACAGUGACAAUGACACAGAGAGUGAUACACCUUUGCUGUGCAGCAUGAGGAAGGCGACAGUUAA